AACAAUGCCUGCGUGUGAAGAUUUGGGCUGAUUUCGUGUUGCGGUGUGUUUGUGUCCGUGGCCCAGCAGUCCUCGAAGAGCAUGGACUCUUAAAAGAUGCGAAGAUACCGAAGGAAUGUCAGAGAGACGGUCUAAAGUGACCCAUUCAUGGUCCGACUUGUUCUGCGUCGGGCUUCUAGUCCCUCCGUUGAAACGUUCGACUUCGCCCUUUUUGGCCUCUUUCGCGCUCCGUCGCAGCCACAGUCUUUAGCUCAAAGUACGCUCACAGAAACUCAAAAGUGAUGAUUUGUCCGCUCUAAAAAGAUUCUGACCCGCCGCCCGUCUCCUCAUGGCGGAGGUCUACUAUGUAGGAGUGGACGUGGGCACUGCCAGUGUGAGGGCAGCACUGGUGACCAGGGCCGGUCUGCUGCAGAGCACUGCAGAGGAGCCCAUCAGCAUCUGGGAGCCUCAGGCCGACCACUACGUCCAGUCCUCCGCAGAGAUCUGGGAGAAGUGCUGCUCAGUUGUAAAGAGGGUCACCCAACAUGUGGAGAGGAGUCAGGUACGAGGGAUCGGCUUUGACGCCACUUGCUCUCUAGUGGUUUUGGACCAAAGCUUCCAGCCCGUGCCAGUCAGUCAGGAUGGCGACCGACAGAGGAACGUGGUGAUGUGGAUGGACCACCGUGCCGAAGAGCAGGCCGCUUGUAUUACAAACGCCGGCCACAGGGUCCUGAACAGGGUGGGAGGGGUCAUGUCACCAGAGAUGCAACCCCCUAAGCUGCUCUGGCUCAAAGAGAAUCUAAAAGAAAGCUGCUGGAACAAAGCUGCACACUUCUUUGACCUUCCAGACUUCUUGUCUUGGAAAGCAACGGGUUCUUUGACACGAUCUUUAUGUACUCUGGUUUGUAAAUGGACGUAUUGCCCUCCAGAGGGAUGGGACGCCAGUUUCUGGAUUAGCAUUGGACUGGAGGAUCUUCUGGAAAACAACUACUCCAAAAUAGGCAGUGUGACGUGUCCCCCGGGGAGCCCGCUGGGAGACGGCCUCACCCGGGAGGCGGCAGCAGAUUUGGGUUUGGAUCCAGGAACUGCAGUUGGUGCUUCCCUCAUCGAUGCUCACGCUGGAGGCCUCGGUGUGAUCGGUGCAGACGUCAGAGGCUUUCACUUGCCCUGUGAGGACCAGCCAAUCACCACGCGCAUGGCGAUGAUCUGUGGGACAUCAACCUGUCACAUGGCAAUUAGCGAACAGGCUCUGUUUGUGCCCGGAGUGUGGGGGCCCUGCCUGUCUGCCAUGGUGCCCGGCAUGUGGCUCAACGAGGGAGGACAGAGUGCGACAGGAAGGCUGAUCGACCACGUGGUAAAGGGCCAUGCUGCAUACGCCCAGCUCCAGGAACGGGCACGUCAGAGUCUUCCUUUCACCGGCGGGAACAUCUACAGCUACCUGAACAGCCACCUGAGUUCAAUGGUUAAUGAUGGUUCCGCUGUGGACCUGCUGGGCUCCAGUCUGCAUGUCUGGCCGGACUUCCACGGGAACAGGUCGCCCCUGGCUGACCCCACCUUGAAGGGCAUGAUGAUCGGACUAUCACUCUCCCAAACCUUGGAUGACUUGGCCCUGCUCUAUCUGGCCACUGUGCAAGCCCUUGCUCUUGGUACGCUUCAUAUUCUGGACGCGAUGAGAGAAGCAGGACAUGACAUCAGAACCCUCUUCCUUUGUGGCGGGUUGAGCAAAAACGCCCUGUUCGUACAGAUUCACGCCAACGCUACAGGAUUGCCUGUGGUGUUGCCUGACCAGAUGGAGGCUGUGCUGAUAGGAGCAGCAGUCCUGGGUGCAUGUGCAUCACAAGAUUACAGCAGUAUACAGGAGGCGAUGGAGAAAAUGGCAAAAGUGGGGAAAGUUGUUCAGCCUGACCGUGAACUCCAGAGCUUCUAUGAGAGAAAGUACAAGGUGUUCCUGCGACUGUUCGCCCACCAGAGGGAGUACCAGGCCAUCAUGAACCAGAGAUGACGGCCUGCUGGACCCGACUCUCUCUGACGUAAUAGUGAUGACGAAUCCACACACUGGAAACAAGACCACAGGUCUUAGCCGUGCUGCCUUUUCCUGUUAUUGAUAAUGGUCAGGUUUUUAAAUCUUCUCAGUUACUUGAAGGAAAACAGCUCCCUGAGGAGUGAUUGUCUCUCAGGCGGUGAAGCUGGUUCUGAGCAUAUGACUGCUGGCACAGAUAAGACUUCAAACCACCUAACAGAGCGUCCCGCGGCUGCUUGUCUCGUAGAUCCACUGCUGCUCUUCUCAAAUUGAAAUCAUUAUGCAGGAGUGAAUGUGGGGACAUUAACAGAUUUCGGGGAUUGACCUGCUCGUGGCACGUCAGCUCCAUCCAAAGUCAAACAGCACUGUCAACAUCAUAUGUGCUCCUAAUAAAUAAUUAAAAUAAAA
Molecule: messenger RNA, 2407 nt
Organism: Acanthopagrus latus (yellowfin seabream)
Lineage: Eukaryota; Metazoa; Chordata; Actinopteri; Spariformes; Sparidae
Gene: fggy
Product: FGGY carbohydrate kinase domain containing
Exons: 16
Coding region: 329-1981 (550 amino acids)
Biological process (GO): carbohydrate metabolic process
Molecular function (GO): phosphotransferase activity, alcohol group as acceptor; kinase activity
Source: RefSeq, a predicted model, not a curated record